GUGCCCGUGUCCUGCGUGUGGGGCCAGACAGAGCUGGCCCUGUUGCAUAAAUCAGAGUCCUGUGGCCAGAGGAGAUUUCAGCAAUCGAGGAGGAGGGCGGGGAGCAGAGGACACGCUCUGUAAUUGAGGAUCAAAGCUCCUGGUUUCUGCCUCUCCAUCCACACAGGGAGCUGCUCCCCGAGCAGGGCAGCAGAGCUCUGCAGCAUCCGCUUCCCGGCCGUGUUGGGGCACGUGGACAGGACGCUUUGGGAAGCGGGGAUGGAUGUGAAGAGGAGCACCCCGAGCUACCUGUACUGGCUCUUCUGCCAGUUCGAGCUGAUCACCUGCAGUUACCUGAUGGAGCCCUGGGAGAAGCUGCUCUUCUACUCCUUCAACCUGGCCAUGGCCGGGCUGCUGCUCUACACUGCCUAUGUCUGCGUGGCUUUCCACCUCAGCUCGGCCUUCCAGCUCCUCUGGAGCUUCCUGGGAAACCCACGGGAAAAUGCUCUGUCUGUGGUGAAGUAAAACCAUCAUCAACCUGCCUUUGGGGUGAAAGAAGUGUUUUCCUGAACGUCCCAUUUUUGUCCAGGAGCAGGUACAAACUCUGCUUUCUUCUCUCUUUGUGUUCUGCUCCAACAGCGAAUUAUUUUGCCUAAACAGCUCCAAUCAAUCCCUGUUUUUACUGUUUGCUUCUUCAAGAGCUUUCAAUUUUCAUGACCCACUGGAAUUACAGAGCUGGGAUUGGGACAGGAACAACCUCCCUGAAGAUUUUGUUAUUCCAGGGAAAGCUGCUUGGACAUGGAGAGUUUUCAUCUGGAGAAAUGAUACGGUGUGGAUUUGUUCCUGUCUGCCAGAAGAGAUGUGCACACAAAAAUCCUGGAGGAGUGGGAGCUGCUUCCCUGAGCUUGCUGUGUGUUUAUGGAAUGAUUUCAGUAUUUAUUCAGUCUCCUUGAUUGUUUUAUACAAUGAAUUACUUGACUGGUUUGUUAUAAUGAUGCAAAUAAUGCAGUUGAUUCAUAAAGAAUGUGAGGAUGUGCUGCUGUGAAUCAUGAUGAAAUUCUCAGAUUCUUGGGCUUUAUAAAAACAGAGCAUUUUUGGUUUGCUUUUAGAAGACAUGUAUCCCAUAGGGAACAUGAAACCACAGAUUCCCUUGUGGUAGGGUUUCAGCUGAAAAUAAAACCCCUAAAAACUGUAAAA
Molecule: messenger RNA, 1176 nt
Organism: Corvus hawaiiensis (hawaiian crow)
Lineage: Eukaryota; Metazoa; Chordata; Aves; Passeriformes; Corvidae
Product: serine palmitoyltransferase small subunit B-like
Exons: 2
Coding region: 259-504 (81 amino acids)
Biological process (GO): endoplasmic reticulum organization; ceramide biosynthetic process
Cellular component (GO): serine palmitoyltransferase complex
Molecular function (GO): serine C-palmitoyltransferase activity
Source: RefSeq, a predicted model, not a curated record